Messenger RNA from Protopterus annectens (West African lungfish), 18398 nucleotides. Its product is annotated as dynein beta chain, flagellar outer arm-like. The transcript has 100 exons. Bases 1 to 17793 code for a protein of 5930 amino acids. Gene Ontology annotation, molecular function: ATP binding; dynein intermediate chain binding; minus-end-directed microtubule motor activity. The record is from RefSeq and is a predicted model, not a curated record. Gene Ontology annotation, cellular component: dynein complex. NCBI's taxonomy places the organism in Eukaryota, Metazoa, Chordata, Ceratodontiformes, Protopteridae. Gene Ontology annotation, biological process: microtubule-based movement.
AUGGAUGAUUUAAUUCACUGGUUUGAACUGAGAAUCUCAUCCUCACUUAGACCGAGACCAGAUGAGGUUAAAACCUUUCUUAAAAAUCCUGAAUACAGGAUACACCUCAUUGAAUUUUUGAGAAAUGAAGAUAUCCGUAGGCUUUAUGUUUUUUUUGCAUCCUCAAAAGGAGCACUUGCUGCUUGCCUUACCCCAUCUUCAGGGUUGCAGAGUAAAUGCAUUUGUUUCUUGAAGUUCAUCAAAGUGACAAAACUAACUCUGGAAAAUAUUGCUGAUUAUGUGGUAACAAUAGAUUGUGCUAAAACACCUUUGAAACAUCUUGACCUACUGUUGCAUCAAGUCUACCUACCUCUUCUCUGCACAGAUGUGGCCUUAUCACGGGGCAGCACUGCUAGCAUGGACAAACUUGUGGAUGUUCUACACAAAUUCACAGGGGAAGUAGAUGUCAUUGAAGGUCUUGUUGAGGGCUCAAUUGUGCUUCCUAUACCAGCAGCUAAGGUGCUGGCUAAAGCAGUAUCUUCUGUGGAAAAACGAGGUGCUGUUAUUCAUGUCUUAGAGUCAACCAUUAUUGGAUGGAUUAAACAAAUAAAGGUCGUUUUGAAACAUGAUCCACUAAAUGAGAUGAAAAAACAGGGCCCCAAGGCAAGACUUUCUAAUGAAAAAGCAAUGUGGGAAACACAUAUCAAUAAGCUGAAAUCUAUUAAUGAACAACUCGAUUCUGCAACUGCUGCUGAAAUUGUCUCCAGUUUGGAGCAGGCAGAGAGUGCUUAUGCACACUCAUUUAAACAAGUCAGAAAAGAUAUUAAUAAAUGGAUCAUGGAAAGAAGAGAAGUCUAUCAGUGCUGGUGUCCCCUUCAGCUUCAGCAUCAAAGAGACCUAAAUCUUUGGUUCCCUCGCACUCAGGAAACUGAAGCUAACCACUACAGAGGCUACGGUACCGACUUCAACAGUACCGACUGUGAGCGCACCGAAGGUUUCGGUGCCAGCGAUUACAGAAUUGACCACCCAGGUGCUAGCCCCUCCUACAGUGCUGGCCCUUUCUUCAGUGCUGUCAGUAUCCUCAGAACCAUAUCUGUCACUGUACCGAAUUCCUCGGCUCUUUAUGAAGCAGAUGAGAAUUUCAGGUACCUGAUGUCACUGCUGCACUGGCUUGAACCAUUGAACUUGGCUGAUUCGUCAUCCGAACUACGAAAAUUCUUUCUGUUACUGCUAUAUACACUGCAGUUGGUUUGGACACAUUCCAGAUACUACCACCAUCCAAAGGUUUUUGUGAAUUUAUUAAGAUUAACAGCCAAUGAAGUAGUGUGCAUGGCAGAGAACAUUGUGGAAGUUGAUGUACUUAAAGACCCCCCAAAGGCUUUUAGACAAUUAAAAGAAGCGUUAAGGGUCUGUGCAACAUUCAGAGGAUCCUACCUUGAUAUAAAGGCCAAAGCAGAUGAGAUAAACUCUAAAAAACUGGAAGAAAAUAUUCACAAAAUGUCCAAGAAGCCAAAAGACUCAUUGUGGAAUGCAAAACUCUAUGGGCCCCAGGCACCAAAAUUCAGCAACAAGGGAUGGUUAGAUGGUAGAAGUGAGCUUAAGACAGAUGCAGACCUGGAUGAGUGGUUGGAUUCUCCUUGGCCUCCACAUUGUGCCAACUGCUUCCAAAAUAUGAACUUAUUUAUGGAAAGAUGCAAUGAUGUCCUUGAGCUGGUGGAAACAACAAGACACUUCCGUCUGCUGGAGAGAGCAGCUGAAAUAGGGGGUGCAGGGACCCCUUCUCUGGAUGCUAUGGUGCAAGACAUACAAGAGAGAUAUCAAAAGACAGCAGAAGCCUUUUUAUACCAGAUUAAAGAUAUUCUGACAACAGAAAAGAACCAUCCAUUUGAGAAAGCUUUCUUUGAUUUCCGAAUUAAAAUUAAAGAAUUGGAACAUCAAAUAGCUGGAGUUCUCCGAAGCAGUUUUCAUCAGUGUCCCACUGUUCAAGCUCAGCUCCGGCUGCUGGAAGUAUUUGAAGGCAUCAGUGGAAGAGAAGUAGUGCAGGUACAUUUAAAGGACAAAGAAGAGCAACUAUUGUCUUUCUUCAUGGAAGAGGUUGAUAAUGUGAAGGCCAUGUUCCACAGAAUGCAGGAGAGACCACCACUGCACAUGAACACAUCUCCUACAGUUGGAAAACUUAUGUGGGUUAAAGGGUUGCAAGACAGAAUAUCCGAACCAUUGACAAAAUUAAGAGCAGUCUGUCCACAUUCUUUAGAAGGAGACUGGGGUUGGAAACUGAGACAUCUGCAUACAGAGGUUAAAGAACAACUGGAAAGAUUUGAAAAAGAUACACUUCAUAACUGGUUUAAGACUGCAGAAGAAGAUUUGGUUGAUGCUCUGAAGCUCCCACUACUGAUUACUACAAAUUUGGAAGAACACAGGCAUCUUCAGACUGUUCAGCUAAAUCUUGAUCCUCGUCUUAUUCUUUUAUUUCAUGAAGCUACUUAUCUGCAGAAGGACCCCUUUAACAUUAAAUUACCAGAGUCUCUUACUGGUUUGUUGAGGAAUGCGGAUGAGACAAAGAUCAGGGCAUUGGAGGCCCGAAUGGAAAUGGUAGUGUGCACAUACAAUGAAGUUAUGAGGACUAUAGCUGAUAUUGAGAAACCUUUGUUUGAUGAGUCACUUUCUAGAAUUAAUGAGAAUAGCCCAAUUCUUCUGGAUAAUGCUCCUGAUAGUCGCACUGUCAGCAUUAUAAGUUGUGAUAAAGGAUCUAUUGCAGCCACAGCUCAGACCAGCCCUUCGGAGGAUGUCCAGUUUGGUGUUGGUGAUGUGCAGACUCCUGAGACAGGGCAGUCCACCUUUUCUUUGGAGGACCUGAGAAUCCAUCUAGAGUUAAGGGGAUUGGAACUGGAGGCUGAGGAGAAGCAGCACCAGUAUGAACUGGAGGGUGAGGAGAAGUGGUGCCAAUGUGAACUGGAGGCCAAAAGUCUAGAGACAGAGGAGAAACUGCAUCUGGAGACUCAAUAUCUAGAGGCAGAAGAAAGGGAGAGAAUGCAAUGUUUGGAGGUUGAGAAAAAUAUUGUCAACAUGAACAGGAGGUUCUUUACCCAGCAAGAGUUGCUUUUUAUAUUUAUUGUGAUUAUCGUUGCUUUUUCUUGCUGGGACAUGGCUGCUUCUACUAAUCAAAGUGAUUCGGUUUCAAGAUCGGGGAAACCAUCAAUGCUAGAAGACUUGGUCCGAAUGGAUGCAAACCCGCUGUUGAAACUCACAGCUUCAGAAUUGAAUAAGCCUGCAACAACUGAGAAUGCUUUUAAAAACAAUAUGGAUAUCCUAUUAUUAACUAGAAAAUUUGAAAGCAAACUUCAAAGGAUACGUAACAUCCAGUGGCAGAGCUUACACAUGGAAGCCUGUCUUAAGUUUAAACUUGUACCCAGAGGUCUUAGGGUACUAAAGAUGCCAACGUUUGGUGAUUCUAAUCCAGAGCUUCUAGCAAAAUGGCAGAAGCUCAAUUUAGAAACUAGUUUCUCAUAUAUUAAAAUCCUCAUCAACCACUAUGACUCUGUCAUACAGCAACUAAUGGAUGAUGUUAAAACUGUUGAGCAUGAUCUACUUAAAGCAUUGGGGAAUGUUGAACUUGCUAUAUUUACUGACGAUCUUAAACGCACUAUAUCAUCUUUAGAUCUGAGGUUGUCACAAGACAAAAAACGUAAACUUGAGCGAGAUUUUUUUGAUUUCAAUAAAAGUCAGGUUUUCUCUUGGCCCCGUGAGAAACCUAAUCUUCGCACACAUUCUACAUCUAGACAUGAGCGUACAACUUUAAAUCCGGUUAAUCCAUCUAACCGGCAAGAGAAGAGACCUUCCCCCGUGAUGACGUCAUUAGAAGGCGCACUUGAACCGGCACCUUCCCCUUUGUCCAUACCAGCCGGGCCACUCGAAGCAACAGUCAUUCCGCCAUCCCGUUUGGUCACCGUUGAAGCUCAGGUUCAUGUGGAUAAGAACACCACUUUGGACACACGAUCUACACCAGCUGACUUACUUGAUACAACAGCCAUUCCGUCAUCUCGUUUAGUUACCGUUGAAGCUCAAGUUCAUGCUGACGAGAAUGCCACAUUGGAUGUAUCGCAUUCCGUGAACACAACUGUUGUUCACAAAACCAACGAUGUUCGUAGGAAACAACUUUCCAUGGAUCCCUUCAUCAUUUCCGUGGAAGAUGAAGUCUUUGGUUUAGGUGAAGGUUUUCCUUCUUUUCCCCUCCCGUACAAAUCCAUCGACAGGAGGACUUGGUCCCCACAAGGGAGAGCGGUGAAAAGGAAAAACACCGACGAGACCACAUAUCCUACCAAGAAGCUCCUGAGAGAAGGAUUGCAUGUUUACACAUGGAAUACAGCAGAAAGCAUGGACUAUGCUGAGCUUGUUACUUCGCUAGUUUGCAGUGACUUGUAUACCAAUUAUAGUACUGUGAAAAACAACUAUAGAGAAAUAGUAGACCUGACUGCAGGCUGGGCUACAGGAAGUUUGGACAUAUUUUCCUGCCGCAUUCUCACCAAAAGUUAUUCCAUCGAUGAACUAGUAAAGGAACAAAGUACAUUGGAUCAAGAGCUAAAAAAUAAACUUGUUCCAGAUGGACAAAAAAUUCAUACACUUCUGCAAGAAUCUUACAUUUCUGUUAAAAUCAGUGAGGCCUCUCCAGCAUGGCAGGAGUACACAGAACAUGUGGCUGUUCUGGUAUUUGAAGGUUUAAAGCGCGUAAUCCUUACCAGCCUGGCUUCCCUACUGAACACUCUUUUGGACAGAGAGCUUGCACCCAUAUUGUGUGUCCAGGCAGAGCUUAUCCAGAAUGAAGUUACAUUUUCACCACCGCUGGAUAAGACAUCAGCAGAGAAAAGUAUACUGGAACAUAUGGAAGACUGGCUGAAGUCUUUUCUUUUGAGAGGUUUGCUGGUGAAAAUGCUCUCUUCUAGUACCAAGGCUGGUUAUCAUGAUUAUUUGGCUGUUGAUGAAGAGGUCUUGCAGCUGGUGGGAUUUAUUCUUCAAGAAGUACAAGACAGAAUAAAAGACUGUCAAGCAACCUUGAGUAUUUUCCAUGAAUAUGGUUUCCUCUGGAAGGAAGAUGUGAUGUCUGCAUUUUCAGAUUUUUUAAAUGGCAAAGGCAGAUUCCGACCUAUAAGCCAUACUUCAUCAUCUGGAGUCAAUUUUAUUAAAGAAAUAAUGGAAGACACAAGUGAAAGAUCCUUCAGCGGACAAAGUAGCAGUCUAAGAACUCAUAGUGCUCUUAUGAUUGAAGCUGAGAGAGCCUUUAUACUGCCUAAGGAUGCCAAGGAUAAGAAAAGGACACAUUUACCAUUGCUGGAAGAUUUUGAUGUUGAAAUCGGAGCUUACAUGACUGCAAGGGAUACAAUAUUAGAUUUUACAGAUGCCCAGGACAUCGGAUGGAUUCGGGUGGAUUACAGGCCCGUAAAACAGGUUAUCGCUGGGUAUGCUUACAAGUGGAUGUGGACCUUCACCAAGUACCUAAUAGACCAGCUGACAGCUACACUGAAGAACCUGGAUGCAUUUUUAAAAAGAACAGAGCCUCAAAUAGAGAAUAUUACUGGUGAAGAAAGAGACACAGAGUCCUUUAUGAAGAUGAUGAGGCUUUUCAAUGAGGUGUCUGCAAAGCAGUCAGAGAUGGAUGUCCAGUUUGCUGUUAUGCAGAAGACCGUCAUUCUGUUGGAAAAAUAUAGCAUGAAGCUUCCUGUUGAGAGUGAGAAGCUAUAUACAGCAAUGCCUGGCCGUUGGAGUAACUUGAAAACCAAAGUUUCACUGGCAAAGCAGCGUUUAGGUCCAAGGAUACAACAGGAAUCUCAGAGAGUAACCAAGGAUCUUGCACGGUUUGGAGGUAUAUUAAUCGAGCUAAGAGAAGACAUGGAGGUCUGUGAAGUAUAUACGCGGGACUGCACAACCAAAAAGGCUUUUCUUCUUAUAGAUGGUUUUGGAAAACGUUUGAAGAAUUUGCAGAAAGAAGCUGAAGACCUAAGAGAGUUACAGGAGUUGCUAGAGGCUACAGUAGCCGAUUUCUCCAUCUUAUCUGAAUGCCAGACACUUGUGAGAAACCUCACUCUGAUGUGGCAGUGUGUUGAGGCUGUUCAUGAACAGCAGGAUAAGUGGAAGAAAGAACUCUGGCAAAAUAUGGACAUUAAACAACUGUACAAAAGCACUUCACAGCAGCUGAAAUUUGUGAAAUCCCUCCCUGCUGAAGUGCACAGCUGGGACAUCUAUGAUGAAACUAUAGAAUUCAUCUCAGACUUACAGUUGACAUUGCCACUGAUUGAAGACCUUGGUAAUCCUGCCAUGAAAACUAGGCACUGGAAGCAGUUGGUGCGGCUGACAGGAGGCGUACUACAUGUCACUGCAGAGAACUUGAGAACUAUGACAUUGGGAGACCUACUUACAUUGGGACUUCAAAAACACAUUGAUCAUGUGAAGACUAUUGUGCAACGGGCUGUGAAGGAUGUUACCAUUGAAAAUGCACUGAAGAACUGUGAGGAGGUGUGGCUGAGUAAAAUAUUUGACCUGAGGCCUCACAGGAGAGUGAUUGUAGCUUCUGUUCAGAAUAAAGGAGGCACAGUCAUGCUUUUAACAAACACAGAUGGCAUCUUUGAAGAACUAGAGCAUCAUCAGCUGCUUCUGUCUACAAUGCAAAACUACACAGAGGCUGGGUCUUUUCUUGAUGAUGUAACAAAAUGGCAAAGAAAGCUUCAAAUCAUAGAAACUGCUGUUAGUUCUUGGCUACAGGCUCAAGAGAAAUGGACUUGCCUAGAAGAAGUGUUUUCUGGUGUUGGAAUAAGGGUAGCGAUGCCUAAAGAAGCAACAGUCUUUGCUGAAGUUCAUUAUGAUUUUAGUCGUUUAAUGAAAGUAACAGAAGAGAAUCCCAAUAUUUUACAGAACUGCACAAAAAGAGGUUUGCAAGGAAUGCUAGACCAAAUGAAUCAACGUUUGGAGCGAUGCCAGCGUGCACUUCUCCAUCAUUUGGAAAAGAGGAGACUUUCCUUUCCACGGCUAUUUUUCCUAUCUUUGGAGGAUACUCUGAACAUUCUGUGUUAUGCAUACGAUCCAGAGAUCUUAAGUCACUAUAUGUACAAGUUGUUUGAGCACAUUGGAGGUCUUGAGUAUGAACAAAUUCCUGAAAGUCGAGAUGUUUACAGAGUGCUGGCAGUGAGAAGUUUUCUAGGUGAAAAGCUAAAAUUUGUACGGCCUAUGGAGUGUAAAGGUCCUUUGGAGAGUUGGCUGCACCAUCUUGUGGAGAACAUUAAAGUGGCUCUUCAACAUCAUCUACAUGUUGCAUUGGAACGUGCAGACAUGCACUAUGGGAGACCCAUUCGUAGUGCAGGUGCUCGGAAAGUGUUUAUCAGUGCACCUGCUUCAGCAGAGGAAACUAAACAGGAAGAAGGACGAAAGCGUAUCAGCCCCAGUGUGAUGAAGGAGGAGGACGAUGAAAGCAAAGUAAAGGAUGUACCAGAGAAGUUACAGAUUUGCGAUAUCUACAGACCAGUGCCUUGGGAGCUCAGUACUGUUAGCGAAGUUUUACACCUUACUACUCACAUUCAGUUUACCAACAAGUGCAAGACCUGUGUCAGUGAAUGGAAUGGAGGAAGCAGCAAUGUUUUCCAGGCAACUAAAUCUAGUGAUGGCACAAGAAGUGUCACACGAAGUGAUGUGAAUGCUGAGCCAUACACAGAGUGCCGAGAAGAAAAGUUUAAAAGGUUCUUUAGUCUUAGCCAGAUCAGAACACUGAGCAAUCGGAUUAUGCUUUUAUUAUAUCAGAAAGACGUUGUUCAGAGAAUGAUAGUGCAGGUAGCUGCAGCUGGAAAUGCUACAGAUUUAAUGGAACUAAAUAUAGCAUCGUGCUACAAGUAUGAAGAGACCAGCAGCGAUAUAACUGUUAAGGUGCAACAGAAUUUGGUGCCACAAAACGAGUAUGGCAAGGACAUGGUAGUCAGAGGGACUAAGGACAGGGUCCAUAUAAGCGAAGCAGAUGGACUAACUAAACAGGUAUUGCAUUCAGUUGUGAAUUCACAGGUUGAACAUGAAAUGCUGGACUCUUAUGUUGCUAAUUUAUCUAAUUAUGAAUUUGACAAUGAUGAAAUGUCUGUUCUAAAGAAGGGGCUAAAAUUUGUUCCUACUGCUUUCCCUAGAAUGCAUGAAAUUAAAAUGGAACUUUUUAGAUUAGUUCGAAAAAUGCAUUUAAAAGAAUAUUUUCAUAAUAAUAAGACAUAUUACAUGAAUUUGACUAGUGAAAAUACUGAUUUAUCUAGUGACAAUAGCUUUUAUUCUUGUGAUUCUGAUGUAGAAAAUAAUGCAUAUGUUAUAUUUGAUACCAGUACAAUAUCUACUAAAAGUACUUUUAUGCCACCAUUUAAAAAUGUUAACAUUCAAAGGUUUAAUAAUGCCAUGAAUUUGAUAAUUGAAAAAGAAUUGUGUGAAUUUAAUAACACCGAGAAAGGAUAUCAUUUAUCAAAAAAUGAAUGUCAUAAAUUGAAACAACUGGGUGAAAGCAAAAGGAGUUUAAGCGAGAGAAUUAAGGAGCAUGUCAGGGAUAUAAAGAAUAAAAAAAUCAACAGCCCAGUAGCAGAUCAUUUUAAUUUAGUACAUAAAGGGAAAACUGAUAGUUUAAUGGUUAGCCAGUCUGAGAUUGCUUAUGGGUAUGAAUACCAGGGAUCUGGAGAGCAUAUCCUUAUUACACCAGUGACAGAGAGAUCUUUUGUGAGCCUGAGUGCAGCUGUGCAGCAUGGAGCCGGAGCACUGUGCACUGGACCUGAGGCGACUGGUAAAAAAUCAACUAUUGCAGAACUGAGUCAUGCUCUGGGUAAACCUGUCUUCAUUUUCAAUUGUACCAGUGCCACAGAUCAUGAUAUUAUUCAAGAUAUCUACAAAGGGCUGGCAUAUGCAGGUACCUGGAUAUGCUUAAAUGGCAUAGAUCAAUUAACUCCAUCUAUUCAGUCACUUGCAGCACAACUUUAUGAACAGAUUCAGGCUGCUAUACAUUCUCAAGCUGUAAAGCCUACAUUUAAUUUACAGACAUUCGAUGGCCCUGUAAAUGGAGAAGGAGUCUGUUUUGCUGUUACUACAAGCUAUCCAGCAAAUCAAAUAUUUAGUAAACGUCAGCCAAGGAUGUGCUCUGCAACAGUCAGCUUGCCGGAAAACCUGCUGAAAUGCUUUCGUAUAAUUAAUAUCAGUAGUACUGACUUUAACUUCAUUUUCAGAAUGUUGCUUAUAACUGAAGGACAAGAGAGCAAUACCACAGAUAUUGACACAGAAGGAGUGAUAGAGUUGGAGAACACAGCAGUGGCUGUUGCAGUCCAUCAUUGUUUGCUACCUCAGCUGACUGGACACAGGGCAAAACUGUUUUCUUCCCUUGUGGUAACACUUUGGUCCAGUACCACUCUUCUACCAGGUGCACUUGCAACCAGGAUUGAAAACAGUGAUGCAUUUUUUCGAACAGAGUCAGCAAACAGUAUGCGAGAAAGCAGUGCAGAAGAGGGGAUUGCUUUACCUGACUCUAUAGAGGAAACAGAAAUGACAAAUGACAUCUCAGAUGCUGACACUGCAGACAAACAACAUAAGGUGUCUGUAUCAGCCAUUAUACCACCAAGGGUACAUCAACUUGCGCAACUGGUGAAUGCAUACCAAAUGGUUGCAGUGUUAGGACCUGCAGGAUGUGGAAAGAGCAGUUGCAUACGGGCAUAUAUUCAACACCAUGCUGGCUUACAACAGGAAGUCGAAAGCCAUACAGUAUAUAUGAGAGCAAUGGAGUACAGAAAACUUCUUGGAUACCUGGAUGAAAACACUGGUGCUUGGGUUGAUGGACUGAUCCCAAAACUUUUGAGGCCUUAUUGCUUACAGGCUUCUGCUUAUGAACAGACAGCUGAUACUCUAAAGAUUUUGCACUUAGAUGGGGAGAUCGAUGAACAACAGAUGGAAAUAAUGAGAAGUGUUUUCUGCAGUAAGGGUUCCUUUGUCCUAGCAAACAGUGAACAUUUGAAACUGCCGGAUUCAGUUAAAUUAUUCUGGGAGGCAAUGAUUUCUCCAGGCUCAGAUAUGAAAUUUGAUGACAUGAAAAGAUGCUUUGUUUUUUCUUGUGCCUGGGCUUUUGGUGGUCUGCUAAACUUUGAAGCUCGGACAGCCUUCAGUCAUUGGUGGAGGGAACAUUUCCAGCAAAACAACUGCAACUUUCCCAAGGAUGGAGAGAUUUGGGACUAUUACAUUGACAGUGAUACCCAUCAGUUUGUCAAAUGGAGUGAUGCCAUUUCUCCGUAUGCUGCACCUUGUGGACAAGGAAUUCCCUCUGGAGCUUUCAUACAUACUGUUUUAGUUGAGCAACUCUUAUACUUCCUAAGCCUUCUUUCGGAUGCCAGUUGCCCAGUAUUGCUAGUCGGAGAAGCAGGCUGUGGUAAAUCUUCAGUCAUGCGUGAACAUAUUAGUACCCUCUGCUCAGGGGAUGUAGCAGAAAAUCUCCAGCUGAAGGUUACAGUAAACAGAUCUACAAGUGCUGAGAUGCUCUGGACAACACUGAUGAAGCAGCUGGAGUGGCAGCAUGGAGCUGUGUACAAACCUUCUGGAAAUAAGAAGUUGUUCUGUCUGAUUGAUGACAUUAACCUUGUUCAGGUUGAUAAUCAUGGAAGUCAACCUGCUUGUGAACUGGUUCGACAGCUUUUAGACUUGGGUGGAGUAUUUGAUCCCAGUUCCUUUAAAUGGAAGUCAGUAAAACAUGUUAGUUAUUUGUCCACUAUGAAUGUGAACACUACAGCACAAGUGCCAAAGCCCAGUCUUCGUCUGCUGAGGCACUUUGUCAUCUUUCAGUGCCAUUACCCUAGUACGUCUGACCAACUAGAGAUAUUCACAUCUUUGUUAAAUGGUCAUUUUUUGCAUCCCAUCAAUGAACAAAAGGUUAGCAAUUUAUUAGCAUCAGGUAAUGAUCACCUCCGUGAUCUGCUUUCAGCCAUCACCUCUGUCACCAUAGAAACCCAGGAGCGCCUGAGGACCAUGUUUCUUGAAACCUCUGAUCGCUGUCAUUACAUAUUCACACUAAGGGACCUGUCUAAAAUAUUCAAAAAUAUUUGCAUCUCUCUGGAUGGCAGCACAUCAACAGAAGAACUACUCUACUUGUGGAAUCAUGAGUUGGAAUGGGUAGAUGGUCACAGAAUGGUGGACUUGGUGGAUUACGAGAGGUUCAAGCAGAGCUACAUUGCAGCAGCUAGGAAAGUGUUUACCAGUGAAGAACAGUUAAAUCUGAUCAUGGCUCCACAACAGCCUUUGUUCAAUAAUAUCAUAGAGCAUGAAGGAGGGUUGAUAACAACAAGUUCAACUCAUCAGAGCCUUAGACCAGUUAAAAAACAAAAGUCUUUGAAUAGCCAUAAUAUUGCUUUGGAUGGAUACCAAAGCACUUUUGAUCUGACUCGUGUAAGGAGACUGCUUGAAGAAAGUCUUAGGGAAUACAACAAAGUGAGCCCUAGGAUGUCUAUUCAGUUUUACAAGACUACUGCAGAACUUGUAUGUAGAAUAACUCGCAGUCUUCUGAGUCCUCCCGAGGUGGCUCAUACCAUGCUUUGUGGAGAGGGCUGCCCAGAAGUAGGCAUUCUGUUAACAAAAUUGGCUGCCCACUUAUGCAAUUUCACUAUGGUUCAACUGUGCUCUGACCCUCAAGAAGACAAAAGAGGACAAAAGGCUCAACAGUUCAGGAAUCAGUUGAUAGAUAACUACAUAGAAGCUGGAUUAAAGGGGAAAAAAAUAAUUUUUGUGUUGACUGAAGAUGAGAUAGACACUGCGGUACUGGUGCACAUCACUGACCUAGUGGUAUCUGGAUCAGUGUCUGAUCUUUUUUCUGUUGAGCAGCAAGCCACAAUUACAAAUGCUGUACGGAGUGAGGUAACAAGUACUGGCCUCACAUACACAAAAGAGACUGCAUGGCAAUUUUUUCUGCAGUCCAUUCAACAGAACUUCCGCUGGAUGUUGAUUUGUCCAAAUACUGGAACUGCCUUUCAGAAGAAGUGCCUUGAAUUCCCAGCAUUGACAAAUGCAAUUAAUGUCUACGUGGUUCCUCACUGGUCCAGAACUGAAAUAGUCCAGCACGCCUACCAUCACAUUCAAACUCUUGGUAUGCUUAGUCCAAAGGAGAAGGAAAACGUAUCUCAUCUUUUGGCUUCGAUGCAUCUUGCUAUUUCAAAACAUGAUGGUAACUACCAGGGACUGGGAAAAUACGGUUCAGUUACAAAUUCAAUAUUUGAGAAGUUUGUUUUGUGCUUUGUGUCACUAAUGAAGAAAAAACAUGAAGAAAUUUUGGAAAACCACCAUAAAGCAGAAAACGUAUUGGGAGAGAUCAAGGCUAAAAUAAAGUCAUAUAGUAAGCUGAGAUCUGACCUCCAGCAUGAAUUAAUUGUUGUAGAAGAUCAGAAGCAGGGAGCAGUGAGGAUGCUUGAGCAAAUAGCCCAGGACAAAGCUGUCGGUGAGCAGCAGAUCUGUAACAUCCAUCAACAGCUGAAGAAAAUUAAAAAUCUUCAGAAACUCUUGCCCAAGUAUGAACUUGCUCAUGAGCAAGCCAUCUACAAAUCUUCAGCUAUUUUGUCAGACCUGAAAGAUCUUGUACAGCAGAUGGACAUAACUGCUUUAGGAGAAUUGCGUGCAAUGCAGAAGCCAGAUGUAGAUAUUGAAGAGCUGAUGGCUUCUAUAAUUAUUCUUCUGAAAUCACCCAGUGCAGAUCUGACCUGGUCCAAGGGUGCUAAGAGGCAAAUGGCUAAUUUGGAUCGAUUCUUAGAUGAGCUUAUCACUUUUGAUAAAAUUCAGUUGACAGAGCCUACACUACAGCUGCUAGAAGCAAACAUUGGAAAGCAUGUGUUUACUGUAGAAAAUAUGGAGGCGAAAGCUGGUCAGAAUGUAGCUGCUGGAACCUUACUGAAAUGGCUUCAAGGAGCUGUCCAUUAUUACAGAGUUAUCUACUCAAAGGUCAACCCAUUACAAACUAAAGUACAAGAGAUGAAAGCUGCUCUAGAUCAAGCAGGACAGAAAAAGAAAACUCUACAGAACAAACGAGAUAUUCUCCUUACACGGCUAAAUGAUUUAGAAAAGGGCUUUGAAGAGGCUACCAUUGAUAAGAACAUUCAGCAACAAAAGACUAUGGAAAUGUCUGAAAGACUGGAAAUGGCAUCAUCAUUUAUGGAGGUGCUGGAUGGUGAGUGUAACAAGUACACUGAAAUUAUCAGAUCUCUUCAAGAACGCUUAAAUGGCCUGCUGGGACGCAUAUCAUUAAUAGCUGCAUUAAUAUCAUACCUUGGUCCGUAUGACUCUUCUUUCCGUCAGCGCAUGCUAUCUGAGGAAUGGCCCACGUGCCUUAAAGAAAGAGGUCUUUCCCUUGUGUUUGAUUCCAUUGAUUCUGUAAAAGGCAGAGUAAUUGAUUUCUCAGUAGAAUUCUUCAGGGAGGCUCCUGAGGAAAAUGAAAGGAGACCAGAUGUGAAAGCUGAUUACACAGAUCAGGAAAGACACGGAUAUCUGGAUGAUACAGUGUGCAAUGAAGCUGAGACAGAGAGACCAAGAACUGUUCAGAGUUUACAAAAGCAAAGUAAUUCUGAAGUUUUAAUGAAAGACUUCCAUCCAGCAGUUAUUCCUGAAGAGCAUUAUCCAGAUUAUAUUAAAGCUUUGAUGAAAACGGUAAUAAAUGAAAACUGGAUUCAGGAGUGGAUAAUGAAAGACUGGACGAUUCAACAAAUGGAAAAUGCUGCCAUUCUUCUUUCUUCAUGGCAAAGACCUCCUGUUUUGAUAGAUCCGUUUUAUCAUGAAACAGAAAUGUGGUUUAAUGAGGUUGAAAAAAAAUGUGGUAACACAGAUGUCAUCAGUGUCAGACUUAAAGAAAAACAAGAAGAUAACAUUUUCCAGUCAAUUGAGAAGGCAAUUCUAACUGGCAAUAACUUAUUCUUGUAUGACUUCACAAAAAAAUGGGAGAGUUUGUUGAAUCCACUCAUUGAUCAUUGUACCACACUCGCUACACAAGAGACACAGAAAGGUUGCUCUAAUGUAAUAUGCUUUAACGGACGAAGACUGAUUUGUUCUAAUAAGUUUAGAAUGCAUUUGGCCAGUUCUUCAAUACUGCCUCAGUUCAGUGCAGAAAUCAGCUCUCGGACAACAUUUAUAAAUUGUUCUCCAAGUGAAGAAAGCCUACUGGAGCAGUUACUAAAUAGAGCUUUUGCAAGCAGACAACCAGAGCUCUACCUGGAACUUAAGAAAACAUCUAAAGCAAUUAUACAACACCAGCACUCUCUGCAUCAGCUAGAGGAAAUGUUCGCCGAAAGUCUGACCACUUGUACUGCUAGGAAUAUAGAUAGCACUGCUGCUGUUAUCAUGGAUAUCUUCACUCUCAAGAAGGUGGUGUCUCAAAAGCUUCAAAAGGCUAAAUCUCUUUGUGACGACCUCCUGCAGUUUAGAAAUGAACUAUUGCCUUUGGCGAGAAGAGGUGUUCUUCUGUUUUGUCUACUGAAAGCAUUUAAAUGUUUAGCUAAGGAAUAUCAGUUCCCUCUGGAUAGUUUCCUGAAGCUUUAUGAUCAAGUUGUUGGACCCAGACAAGAAACGGAAAAUGAAAAGUUUCAGGUUGAAGAUAUAAAGAGAAGUGAUUCACCUCCCGUUCUUUCUCAGAUCACACCUUCAGCUGACAAUGCAAGAUCUUCAGAUACCAAUACAUCAAAUGCUGCAGAGGUACCCUCAUCUGAGGAUCCUGAACAUCAAGAAACAUCAUCUCACCAAAUGGAAACAGUUCUUGUUCCACCAGGCCCUGAGCUUCCAACUCAAGGAGUGGAAUAUCUCAGCCUCUUAGCUAACCAGAUCAGAAAGCUGGUGGAUCAUUUGACUCAGAGUAUUUACCACGUAGUCAUACAAAGGCUGCAUCCUCAGCAUGCUGUUUUAUUCUCAUCAUUGUUGUGCCUACAAAUGCAAUUGGAGAAUGGAGGUGCCUUUACAGAAGAAGAGCUCAACUUUUUUAUUCAUGGUCACCUGGAUUAUGACAUGAAUGCACUUUUGCUGACAGACUCUUCGUUAAAUAUUUCUCCACUGCCGUGGUUGUCUCCUGACAAAUGGAAAGGGUUAUUAACUCUGUCUUUAAUUCCUGGACCUCUAGAGAAUCUUUUUGAACAAGUUACCUUAAACUCAUUGCAAUGGGAAUCAUGGUAUAACAGUUACUAUCCAGAAGCAGAACAUCUGCCUUUCAGCAUCAUGCAGCAGAAAACGAAAGAAUCUGCUGUAGAGGAAGGAGACAGUGUUAUCCCAGAUCACACUGAAAAUUUUGAUCCUGACCUGGAUUCUGAAUUCCACCAGUUGCUUAUACUGCGCAUUUUACGUCCAGAUCGCCUCACUGCUGCUUUAUCUCAUUACUCAAGAAAGCAUAUGCUUCAAGUUACUCAAGAUUUUCAUUAUCCUAAUAUGAAUGAGAUAAUAGAUGCUGCUCAGAGUAAACUUGGGAUACUUAUUCUCCUUCAGCCAGCCCAGCUGCAUUGUGGGAAACCUUCUGCUGGUACCAUAGUCAAGACAGUACCACCCAAAACAAUCAUCUGCAAAUCUGCUGUGGAGAUGGGCAUUUCUGUAAGUCCAUUUAGUGCAAGGGAAGGCUGUGAAAAUGAAAUAGAAGCAGCACUCGAAGACAUAUUAAAGAAAGAUAGCUGGUUGCUCAUAGAGAAUCUUCAGCUGGCAUCUAAGUCAUUUCUCAGGAGACUUCAUCAUAUUCUGAAUAACGCAAAAAAACUGAGAGAAACUCGGAACCUAAAAAAUCACUUCUGUGUCUGGCUGACUUCUGAACCUGGAGCACGAUUUACAGAGGACUUUCUGGCAGCAUUGUAUAAAGUAUCCUGGCAUAUCCUAGCAUACAGCCAUAUUAGUAAUAAUGGACAACUAAGUAGCUUGUUUACACCUGGAGCGCCACAGAGUUUGCUUCCUACAGCAAUUUUGUCAUCCUUUGAUCUGGUGAAUGAGGAAAGCUGGAUUAAAUUGCAGGAUCUCCCUGCAUUGAACAGCAGCCUUUGUUUUGGUGCCUGCAUUCUCCAUGGAAUAAUCUUCAUGUUGUCAUCACUGUGUGCAUUUGGAGUGCGUCAACUGUAUCCUGCAGGCUACACUCAGCUCAAUCAGGUUAUUGAUACCAUCCUGUUCUUUUCUCUGAAGUUACAAAAUCCAAGCGAUGAGUUUUCUGGCAUGAUUGUCAAAGAAGUCACUUCAGUUUACACAAACCUUGUCACCAGUAUUGAUGAUACACUGUACAUUGAAAUACUGGUGAACGAUAUAAUAUCACAGUGCCUGAAGCAAAGUGGCAAUAUAGUUAUUGAUCACCUCGUUAUCCCAGUGCCUCCUGUCAAUGUAAUUCCUGUGAAUUAUGGGUCAUGGCUAAAGGACAAAUUAGCAGAUCAAGGCUCCAAGGGAGGACUGUCACUGAAUGAGAACAUAGAACAAGCAUACAAUGACACAUGUGCUGCUGAGUUUUUACGUGAAUUAUCAAAUGUGUACGAAGCCAUGCAGUAUGGUCUUCCAACAGCAUAUGAUGAAGAAUUCAAGGUCAAAAAAAGAAUAUCACUGCUGCACGUAUCCUUGGAUCUGGUCAUAGAACAACUGCCACCCCUUUUAAAGGUUGAGAAGCUAACAGAAAGUAGUACUGAUUAUAAGUUUCCAUAUCUCAUCCAAUCUGGUCUCCAAGAACCUACUGAAAAGAAUGUCAAAGAACCUGCAACAGUCAACUAUGUUAUGUUUCAGGAAUGCCAGCAGAUGAAUGUUUUGCUCCGCUUCAUUCAACAGCAACUCCAUACCCUCACUCAGUGUGCACUAGGAGGCACAGCUAUAGUUCCAAAUCACCUCACUGAAGUGGCAUUAGCAUUACAAGAAGAGGAAGUUCCAAGGUCCUGGGUUAAUUGCAGUUGCCAAAUGAGUCCUGUUUCACUUUCCCACUGGAUAACAAAUCUGAAGAAGAGGCACUUCCAGUUAAAAGAGUGGCUUGAAAAGGCAGUGGAAUCUACUAUGAAGAAAACAUCAUUUAUAUUAAAGUCCAUAUGGGCAGGUGGCCUGUACAACCCCGUGGCUUUGCUGAUUGCCCUGAGACAUGAAUAUGCAGUCUACAGUAAAUGUCUACUGGAUGAGGUGAUCCUCAUUUGUCAGAUAAAUAGUAAUAUGGAACAAAGAGAUGAAGAAGCACAGGAAUAUCAAAUGUCCUUCCAGGGUCUUUUCCUGCAAGGAGCAUCAUGGGAUUUCCCAAACAAUUACUUGGAAGAUGCAAGAGCUGAAUUUACACCUCUUCCAUUUGUUACUGUAAUACCUAUACUGGAAAGCGAUUUAAAAUCUGAACCUGAACUUGAAUAUUAUAAUUGUCCGAUAUACAUGGAUGAAACCAGACAGUUUUGCAUUGCAAGAGUGCAUCUUCCUUUUUCCCAAACACUUCAACGAAGGAGACUUAAGAGAGUUGCUGUUCUCCUAAAUUUAGCCUCUGCAGAUCAGAAGUUAUCCAGCUUAAACACUCAAGCCAAACUGAGAAACAAAAAGUUAAUUCAUCUGCCUAAGCAUUAUUCAGCCAGGAAGAAUAAAAAUGAUAUGGUAUCAGAAGAAGCAUGUCUUGAAAAUGAAGCGGACAGGGUGACCAGUAACAAGAAAGAAUCAGAUGCUUAUUCUUCACAAAACAAAGAAAGAGAAUAUAUAUCUGAAGAAAAAGGACCAUGUCAAGAUCAGUAUUCCACUGAUGAUUCUAAAUUAUUAAGCAACCAACCCCUUUAUCUGGUACCUGGUGAUGAAUCCAUUUUAAAUCAAAACAUGGAGAGGGAGAAGUCACAAACAUCUGUUCGGAAAUAGGCAGAAGUAGUGAAGAGGGUCAGUAGCUUCACAAAGCUAGUUGUGAUGUACAAAGGAUCUCAGUAACACACACACGCAAUUAGAUAUUACAAUUCAAGGUUCAAAUGAAGAUACUCUUAGGCAUUAAUUCCAUGCAUAUAACAAAAAGUCUGGAUUUCCUUACCUUUAUAAAAAGAAGCUCCUUCGGGAAAACACAGAUGAUCAUGUAUUUGUGCCUGAAUCUGAAGAGACUGCCAUUGAUAAGGUCCUUGAGUUAAAGCAAAAAAUUCUAGUAAGUAAGACAAACAGCAAGACUGAAAAUAAGAAAAGGGAAAUAUCAGUAUACAUAGCAGUUGGAGUUACAUAAAUAAUUCUCACUCAUACUCAUACCCAGUGAAUCUUACCAUCUUAAGGCAUAAUAAUGCCACUUUAAGGGCAGUAACAAAUAAACGUUGACAGCUUUUAAUUCGAAGGAACUGUUAUUGAGACAAAACAGUAAUGCUAUAGCCCUUUCCUUUGUACUGCAUUAGUAAAUUACUGAUUGUCAUAAUCCAGUAAUUACUGUGUUUUUAUAUGCUUUCAUUUUAAUAAAGAAGAUGAUGUUAAUGAAGAUCAUAAAAUCUUAA